AUGCCUCAACAUCAUCAACAGCAUCAACAAUCCCAGCCUCAACAUCUUUCAGUUCCAACACAAUAUCAACCUGGCCCAUUGACCCCACCUUCGCCAGCAUCACUCAGUCCACGCUCGCCAGACCUUGGUAGUGACUUGAUGGAAGGAUCAACCAACAGCAAGAAGGGCUUCUAUGGUUUGACUUCCAACUUGUUGGAGUUGUGCCAAAAGAUCGAUCAGGAACAUGGUGUCACAAGGGACAGGUCGGUAAUGCUCAAUGAGUUGCACUCUGAGCUGGAUGGCAUCAUCAAGAAGAUCAACAGGGUCAAGAAGAACAAGCUGCCCUACCCACCAGUCAUCCCAGCCGACGUCGAGAAGAAGGACUUUAUCGACCUGCGUCCACGUCGCAACAGGAAGAGCAAGGGCGGUCCCAAGAAGGACCAGGAGGACGACUUGGUGUGUCUGCGCUGUGGCACCAAGGAGUCGCCAGAGUGGCGCAAGGGUCCCGAUGGAUGCAAGUCGCUGUGUAACGCCUGUGGAAUCUAUUUCUCCAAGACCAAGAAGCGCGAGCUUGAGUCCUCCACCAAGAACAUUGUCCUGUUGCCCAGUAUCAUCACUCCCACCAUAUCAAAGUCCAGCGACAGCAUCGACAACACCUCAACUACUGGACCAUCAUUGGCAGCGAUCAGUAUAAACAGUCUAAUCUCAAACAACACUGAUGAUAGUGACUCGCCAUCAAUGUCUUGA
Acytostelium subglobosum LB1 is the source of this 726-nucleotide messenger RNA. RefSeq lists its product as hypothetical. Gene Ontology annotation, molecular function: zinc ion binding; sequence-specific DNA binding. The record is from RefSeq and is a predicted model, not a curated record. The transcript has a single exon. NCBI's taxonomy places the organism in Eukaryota, Evosea, Eumycetozoa, Acytosteliales, Acytosteliaceae. The coding region runs from base 1 to 726 and encodes 241 amino acids. Gene Ontology annotation, biological process: regulation of DNA-templated transcription.